Molecule: messenger RNA, 1430 nt
Organism: Daldinia caldariorum
Lineage: Eukaryota; Fungi; Ascomycota; Sordariomycetes; Xylariales; Hypoxylaceae
Exons: 1
Coding region: 164-1069 (301 amino acids)
Source: RefSeq, a predicted model, not a curated record
AACAACUAUCGUCAGAUAUGUUACCGCCUUUGUUACUCUGCGCAUGAUCCUGAUAUAAAUACUCCACUCCAUAAAACCGACAAGUUCUUUGAGGGCGAUAGUUUCAUCUCCCCGGCCCUCGAUAACAAAAUACAAAAUACCCGAGAGAUUGCGGCUCUACAAGAUGACCUCCCUCAGCACCUUUCAAUGUUUUAAUAACCUCCCUAAGGAACUCCGUAUUCUGAUCUGGGAGUACCACUUUGAAAGUGCUCGUAUCCACGUCAUCCAUCCUUCUCCUGAGACUCAUUUGCGAAAUCCGAAGAGGGACGUUCUUCUAUUUCAUUGUACCGUUCUGGACUCGGCCACCAACCUCAUCAUUCCGGAUGGCCUGCCCCCGUCUCUCUUGAUCAACCAUGAGGCUUAUAACAUUGCCAUGUCGUGUAAGCGCCAGUGGACGCCCGUCAUUUUCACCAAUGACCUUGCCGACUCGGUCAGCUCAGGCCGAGCUCGCGUGCAUUUCCAAUUCUCUCUGACUGCCGGUUCGAACGUCCCUGUCGAGUUUAAUGAUACGCGGCCGCAAGCGCGCCCCGUCUACGUUGACUGGGAGCGCGAUAUGCUCUACCUCUGCGUAUCGAACGCCGAGCAAGCGUUCUGGUCGAUGCGCACCGUGCGCUGGCGAGACCGCGUGAGGAAACUGGCCGUGCUCGUGCCGCAGAGCGAAUUCGACAGGGCCAUCCCUUUCGGUCCGACGGAUCCCAUCCGCGAAGUCCUGGAAUCCAUGACGGAGCUCGAGGAGCUGUUCGUCGUGCUGGUCCCUCAGGUCGACGGUCUUGUCCCUGUCGCUGCUACUCCUUCCUCUAAUGUACUGACCGGUCUUUCAAGAGAUGGGUUCGGCUUCGUCCCUUACGUCGAGUAUCUCAAGAAAGUCGGCCUCACAAGCAAUCACAUUCUUUACACUCGCACCGCCAUGUCCUUCCGCGAGGCUCUGGCGGACUUACCUAAUAAAAUCAGGCUCAAGAGAGUCGUCGAUGUGGAUUGCCUUACUUGCUCUUUCGGCUACUAUCGACGUAGUCUCAGUCUCUGUUUUUGAACUACCGUUAUUUCGAUAGUUCCUAGGUGACAGUUUACGACUUUGUCUAUAUGGUUGGUUUUCACCUUUCAGUCUACUCAGCAUCUCAGAGGGCAUAAGUGCAUAUAAUCGGGUUCAAUUGAGUAGAGAUACGAGGGAGGACAUUGAGAAUUUCUGCUCCUUUAUCUACAGGGGUAUAUACGGUCUCUAUCGCCAACACAAGAAUAUUCCCAGGCUCUCCAAACAUAGAUCUCCGCGUCUUAGGUGCGUCUAGUCUACAAUAUGCCAAGCCUGGAGGUUACCACAGAGUCCUCAAUUAACACUUCGUCUAGCGUUGAUGAAGUAGCGGUACACAUAUCAAGGAAUGCAUUAUAAUGAGGCA